Mugil cephalus (flathead mullet) is the source of this 2112-nucleotide messenger RNA. RefSeq names its product solute carrier family 38 member 8a (gene slc38a8a). Gene Ontology annotation, molecular function: amino acid transmembrane transporter activity. The record is from RefSeq and is a predicted model, not a curated record. Gene Ontology annotation, biological process: amino acid transmembrane transport. The transcript has 10 exons. Lineage: Eukaryota; Metazoa; Chordata; Actinopteri; Mugiliformes; Mugilidae. Bases 146 to 1483 code for a protein of 445 amino acids.
CUCCUCCUUCCUCCCUCCUCCUCCUCACCUGCGGGCCUCAGAGCGCAGCGCCGCGGGGACCCAGGGAGCUGCAGACCAAACCUCACCGGCUCGUGUGCGCGCAAGAGCCGCUGCGUCCCGCUUUGAGUUCACCGCCGGCUGAAGCAUGGAGGAGUUGGCCAGAGAGAGCAUCAGCCUGCUGACUUCAGCCUCAGCCAAACCCCAGCUGGACGUCGGGCCUCGGCUCGGUUCCCUGGGGGCCAUUUUCAUCAUGCUGAAAUCCGCGCUGGGCGCAGGGCUCCUGAACUUCCCCUGGGCCUUCGAGAGAGCCGGGGGAAUCCGCAGCGCCAUCUCCGUGGAGCUGAUCUCCCUGGUGUUCCUGGUGAGCGGCCUGAUCAUCCUGGGCUACUCCUCGUCCAUCAGCGGUCAGUGCACCUACCAGGCGGUGGUGAAGGAGGUGUGCGGGCCGGCCAUCGGCCAGCUGUGCGAGAUCUGCUUCGUCUUCAACCUCUUCAUGAUCUCUGUGGCCUUCCUGGUCAUAGUGGACGACCAGUUAGAGAAGUUGUGUGACUCUUUGUAUGAGCUGGUCACCGGUUUGCCGAAGUCAGAUAUGCCGUACCACUUCUACACGGACCAGCGCUUCGCCCUGGUGCUGCUCUGCGUCUUCCUCAUCCUGCCGCUGUCCAUCCCUAAAGAGAUCAGCAUUCAGAAAUACAUCAGCGUCCUGGGCACUCUGGCUGCGACCUACCUGACCACCGCCAUCAUCAUCAAAUACCACACCAUGCCUUCUGUUCUGGUUCGCAGCGCCCCGCUCUACAGCAGUGGGAUCAGCUCCUGGGCCUCCAUGUUCAGUGUCAUCCCGACCAUCUGCUUUGGUUUCCAGUGUCACGAGGCGUCGAUCGCCAUCUACAGCAGCAUGGAGAACCAGAGGCUCUCCCACUGGGUCCUCAUCUCUGUGGUGUCCAUGAUCUUCUGCCUCAUCAUUUACUCCCUCACAGGGGUUUAUGGGUACCUGACAUUUGGAAAACACGUGAAGGCCGACAUUCUGAUGUCGUACACCGGCGACGACAUGCUGAUGCUCAUUGCCAGGCUUCUGUUUGGAGUCUCCAUCAUCACCAUCUAUCCCAUCAUCCUGUUGCUGGGCAGAUCAGUGAUCCAGGACCCGCUACUGAGCUGGCGGCGGCAACGCGUCGGCGUGGUGACGCACGGGUUCGAGAGCCGCAGCCGCUACACGCUGACGGUCCUGUGGAUAACGGUGACGCUGCUCAUCGCCGUGUUCGUCCCAGACAUCAGCAAAGUCAUCAGUGUCAUCGGAGGGAUCAGCGCCUUCUUCAUCUUCAUCUUCCCAGGACUCUGUUUGGUGUUUGCCAUGCAGUCAGAGCCAGUGUCCUGCAAGACCAGAGUCGUCCUCACGGUUUGGGGGGUGGUGACUCUGAUCUGCGGAGCCUUCAUCUUCGGCCAGAGUACCACCAUCGCCAUCAUGCAGCUCCUCGGGAGGAUCUGACCUCGAUGAUCCGGGUGUUUUCGUGGAAGACGACUGUGGCCACAUCUGAACUCUCAAGCUCUCUACAGAGCUCACAAUAAGUUGUGGCUCUUUAACGAUGGACAAUGACCCAAAACAAACCAGACGCUCCUUCAGACUUCAUGGCUCUCACCACUACUAAACCUAGUAGCCCUUCCUCCCUCCUCGAGGUACGUUACCUAAUCACUCCUAGUGGCACCGUGAGCUCUUCCUCCCACCGUGCUGACAUCUGAACGAAAUCCUCAGGUAUUUUCUCCAUUUAUUUAUGCAUGUGGGAAGAGCUUUGAGCCGACAGUGGGCAGGGUGUUACAAACAUGUUCGGCUCUGUUUUUUAUUAGCAGAGCCGUUUUUUAUUAUUAUUCCUUUUAUUUAUACCGUGGGGUUGUGUUGAGGAAGGUCUGGCUGGGAAUAUUCACCAGUGGAGCCAUGAAAAGACGGAGUUGCUUGAGGGCACCAGACGAGGCGGAUGGGGAGGAUGAUUUGAUGUUUGUGUAUAUUUGCUUGUAAAUAGAUCAUCCGCUGUGUAUGUGGAAAAGAUAAAAGUAGUAAAGAUGUAAAACCGUUAGAAUUGGGUUUAGAAAGAAGAUAAAUAAAAUAAUUUUUUGUAUGAA